UUAUAUUAUAUCAUCACCCUUUGGGAACAAAGCUUCCACCCACCAAAAAAUAUGGAAAACCAUUCCCAUUUUCACACAGUUAAACCAAUGCCCCAAACACUCUUCAAUCGAAUAUUUGCACUAAUUUACGCUUGUGCCAUCCUGGGUUUACUCUAUCACCAUACAACAAACCUCUUCUUCUCCACAACCUUACUCUGCUUCUCCAUAACCCUAAUCUUGCUAAUAUCUGACCUAAUUCUCGCGUUCAUGUGGCUCAACACACAGACUCUUCGCAUGUAUCCAGUUCAUCGCCAACAGUUCCCUGAAAACCUCAAGAAAGUACUGAAAUCGAGUCAGUAUCCGAAUUUGGACGUGUUUAUAUGCACCGCCGAUCCGUAUAAGGAACCGCCGAUAAGUGUAGUGAACACGGCUUUAUCGGUAAUGGCUUAUGAUUAUCCGGCGGAAAAGAUAUCUGUUUAUAUUUCCGAUGACGGUGGCUCUUGUCUGACGCUUUUUGCUUUAAUGGAGGCUGCUAAGUUUGCUGGUCACUGGCUACCAUUUUGCGAGGAGAAUAAUAUUAUAGACAGGAGUCCUCAAGUUUAUUUCGAAUCCAGACAGGCUUCUGUUUCAGAGACCGAAAAUAUUAAGAUAAUGUACGAAAGCAUGAAAUUUAGGAUAGAAGAUGUUCUUGAGAGAGGAAAAGUUGAUGAGCAGUAUAUCGAUGGAGAUCAAGAAUCCGAAUUCUUCAACAAAUGGAUUGAUAAAUUCACACGACAAGACCAUCCUACUAUUAUCCAGGCUCUCUUAGAUUCAAGCAAGGACAGAGACAUUACUGGUCAUGAAAUGCCAAACCUCAUAUAUGUUUCUAGAGAGAAAAGCAAGACUACACACCAUCACUUCAAGGCUGGAGCCCUCAAUGUCUUGCUAAGAGUAUCAGCAGCACUAACAAACGCACCGAUGAUCUUGACAUUAGAUUGUGACAUGUACUCUAAUGAUCUCCAAACUCCAUUAAAUGCCCUUUGUUACCUAUGCGACCCAGAUCCAGCUUUUGUUUCCAACUUAGGUUAUGUACAGUUUCCUCAACGAUUUCAUAGCAUCAACAAACAUGAUAUGUAUGCUUGUGCCUUUAGACGCCUGUUUGAAAUUCAGGCAAUAGGUCUUGAUGGGUUAAAUGGACCCAAUUAUGUCGGAAGCGGAUGUUUUUUUUCUCGACGAGCUUUCUUCGGAGCUCCGUCGACUCUAGUGCAGCCGGAGAUUCUUGAGCUAGGUCCUGACCAUGUUGUGGAUAAACCCCUGCAAUCUGACUCAGUUUUGGCAUUGGCUCAUCAGGUUGCUGGUUGUGACUAUGAGAACAACACUAUGUGGGGUUCCAAGAUUGGAUUUAAAUACGGAUCAUUGGUUGAGGACUACUACACAGGGUAUAGAUUACAGUGUGAGGGAUGGAGGUCUGUAUUUUGCCACCCUAAGAGGGCAGCAUUUCUGGGCGAUGCUCCGAUCAGCUUACUUGAUCUUCUGAGCCAACAAAAGAGAUGGUCCGUUGGGCUCCUCGAGGUUGGAUUUUCUAAGUAUAGUCCUAUAACCUUUGGUAUUAGCUCUAUGGGACCUUUGAUGGGGCUAGGCUAUGCUCAGUACUCGUUUUGGCCUAGUUGGUCUAUCCCCAUCAUUGUUUACUCUUUUCUUCCUCAGCUUGCUCUUCUCAACAAAGUUUAUAUAUUUCCCAAGGUAUCAGAUGAUCCCUGGUUUGUUGUGUACGCAUUUUUAAUUCUUGGAGCAUACGGACAAGAUUUGCUCGACUUUAUCUUGACUGGUGGAUCGGUCCAAUCUUGGUGGAAUGACCAAAGAAUUUGGCACAUACGAGGACUCACAUGUUACUUAUUUGGCACCAUUGAAUUCUUACUUCAUACUUUUGGGUUUUCAAGAUUUGGGUUCAACGUCACAAGCAAAGUAGUUGACGAUGAACAACACAAACGAUACGAGCAAGGCAUCUUUGAAUUUGGAGUUCAUUCACCCAUGUUUGUUACCCUAACAAUGGCGGCUUUAUUAAACUUGGUGGCUUUUGUCAAAGGAGGGUUUGAUGUUUCAAGAGGCGUCGGACGUUUUGAAGAUUUGUUUCUGCAGAUACUGAUUGCAGGGUUUGCUGUGGUGAAUAGUUGGCCAGUUUAUAAAGCUAUAUUCUUAAGAAGUGAUAGUGGACAAAUGGCUAAUAAAACUACAAAUAUGGCAUCUUUUUUUGUAUGUUUGCUUUGCUGUAUAGGCUAUUUUGUGUUCUGAGAGUCGAGAGUAAUGCUGAUUAUAGUUUUCACAUCAUGUGCCUGUAAUUUAAAUAAAAGUAUUAGUAGAAAAUAAUUAUCUAUAUAGUGUGGAAAUGAAAAAAAUACUUAUAUUCCAUAACUAUAUUUAUGUAGAAAAUAAGUAUUUAAAAUAAAAAUAUAUAUGCUACUUUGCUAGUGAUA
Mercurialis annua (annual mercury) is the source of this 2432-nucleotide messenger RNA. RefSeq names its product cellulose synthase-like protein G3. Gene Ontology annotation, biological process: cellulose biosynthetic process; plant-type primary cell wall biogenesis. The record is from RefSeq and is a predicted model, not a curated record. Lineage: Eukaryota; Viridiplantae; Streptophyta; Magnoliopsida; Malpighiales; Euphorbiaceae. Gene Ontology annotation, molecular function: cellulose synthase (UDP-forming) activity; mannan synthase activity. Gene Ontology annotation, cellular component: trans-Golgi network; plasma membrane.